GCUGAGUAAUGGGAACAUGCAACAUGGGCGCGCCAGGUGGCCAUAAAGAAAUCUCCACCAUUGGUAGUGCUGCUUCAUGGUUCUUGAUUGGCUCCAUCUCUUGAAGUCCCCAUCAAUUUCCACCUGCGACACUUUAUUAAUCUGAGACUGACCCAGGAAGCAGAUUUGUACACAGUGUCAAUUCCUUUUCUUUUUCCUGGAAAUUUUCCAAGUAAAAGGCCGCAGCUUUACUACUGAAAUCUUGAAUUAUAAACAGAAAAGGAUGACUUCAGUUGUGCUUUACAAUCAGAUUAAUCCGUUGACAGCAGUGUUUUCAAGAACCCAUUUUUCGUUUCCGAUGUCGAAAGAUUUUCCAACGGAAAUCUGCUGCUCUGUGAAGCAUAAGUUGAAGUCCAGAAAGCAAGAACAUGGGCAGUUCAAGAAAGUGACAAGAGUGAGAAGCAGCGUAGCUGGGGGGCUGCAAGUGGAACUAUCUGAAAGUGGUUCAGCUUCUCGGCCGCCAGAGAAGAAGCUGAGAGUUCUGGUGGCGGGUGGCGGGAUUGGGGGGCUGGUUUUCGCGUUGGCGGCGAAGAGGAAAGGGUUUGAGGUGGUGGUUUUUGAGAAGGAUUUGAGUGCCAUAAGAGGGGAGGGACAGUAUAGGGGUCCUAUACAAAUACAGAGCAAUGCCUUGGCUGCUUUAGAGGCCAUUGAUAUAGAUGUUGCUGAAGAAGUUAUGUGUGCAGGAUGCAUCACCGGUGAUCGGAUCAAUGGCUUGGUUGAUGGGAUUUCUGGUUCUUGGUACGUCAAGUUUGAUACAUUCACUCCUGCAGUUGAGCGGGGACUUCCAGUCACUAGAGUCAUCAGCCGCAUGACCUUGCAAGAAAUCCUUGCUCAUGCAGUCGGGUCAGAUACUAUUAUGAACGAGAGCAAUGUAGUAGAUUUUGUGGAUAACGGCGAAAAGGUCACUGUGAAACUUGAAAAUGGACACUGUUAUGAAGGCGAUGUUCUCGUUGGUGCUGACGGGAUAUGGUCAAAGGUGAGGAAAAUUUUGUUUGGACCAACUGAAGCCAUAUACUCAGGUUACACUUGUUACACUGGAAGAACCUUGAUACUCGGAGAAGAGGGUUAUAUUUACACUUAUAAAUUUUUUCACAGGUAUCGAGUAUUCUUGGGCCACAAACAGUACUUUGUUUCCUCAGAUGUGGGCGGAGGAAAGAUGCAGUGGUAUGCAUUUCACAACGAAUCACCUGGUGGUAUAGAUGUUCCCAAAGGUAGAAAAGAGAGGUUACUUAAGUUAUUUGAGGGUUGGUGUGAUAACGUUAUAGAUCUGUUGCUUGCCACUGAUGAAGACGCAAUUCUUCGACGUGAUAUAUAUGAUCGAACUCCAAUCUUCACAUGGGGAAAGGGACGUGUGACGUUGCUUGGUGAUUCAGUCCAUGCUAUGCAGCCGAACUUGGGCCAAGGAGGUUGUAUGGCCAUUGAGGACGGAUAUCAACUAGCAUUAGAGCUUGAUAAAGCAUGGAGGCAAAGCGUCAAGGCGGGGAACACAAUUGACAUAGUCUCUUCUUUAAAGAGAUAUGAAAAUGCUCGGAAAGUACGAGUUGCAAUUAUUCAUGGACUGGCAAGAAUGGCUGCAAUGAUGGCAUCAACUUACAAGGCGUAUCUUGGUGUUGGGCUCGGUCCGUUGUCGUUCCUAACGAAGUAUAAAAUACCGCAUCCUGGAAGAGUUGGUGGGAGGAUAUUCAUCGAUGUUGCUAUGCCUUUAAUGCUAAGUUGGGUUCUUGGCGGUAAUGGUUCAAAACUUGAGGGGAGAGUACUGCACUGCAGACUUUCAGACAAAGCCAGUGACCAGCUACGAAGAUGGUUUACAGAUAACGAUGCUCUUGAGCGAGCUCUGGAUGCAGAUUGGUUUCUACUUCCGGUUGGAGGUUCAACUUCCGCAUCUGAAAUUUUCGUCCUGAGUCGAGACGAGAAGAGACCAUGCAUAAUUGGGAGUGUACCGCAUGCAAACAGUCUGGAAGCGUCAAUAACUAUACCUUCACAACAGGUUUCUGAAAUGCAUGCUCGAAUAAGCUACAAAGACGGAGCGUUCUUCCUGACCGACCUAAGUAGCAAGCACGGCACCUGGAUCACUGAUAACGAGGGUAGGCAAUACCGUGUCACGCCCAACUUACCUACCCGACUUCGUCCUACUGAUGUGAUCGAUUUUGGUUCAGAUAAGUUGCAGGCUGCAUUCCGAGUGAAGGCAAUGAAAACUCAACAUAAAAGUACACACAAUGAAGACGAGACUGCAGCCCUUCAGGCAAUGUAGAAGUCUAUAUAUACAGAGAGUUAAAUAAAAAAUGCACGGAAACUUGUACAUUACAUACGGGCGCGCGGCCAGCAAUCUGAGCCAUGUAAAGCUGCUGCGUUUCUUUCAGCGCAGGACGCAAUGUUCAAAGGUUGACUUAGCAUGACAAUCGUGCUCCUCAGCACGAAUGACGUACCUCCCAUCCAAAAAGGUUGUAUGAUGAUGCCAUGGUGUAACAAUAUGUUAAUAUCACAACAGUUCACAAUAUCUUUUCUAUGAUUACUCGUGUAAUUGGCAAUGUAUUUCAAGCUAGACUGGCAGCCGAGGGUUUGUGAACUUUCACAUUCAUGGGAUACCAUUCUCAACUAUUAUCAGUAUUUUGCUUAUUA
Messenger RNA from Sesamum indicum (sesame), 2658 nucleotides. Lineage: Eukaryota; Viridiplantae; Streptophyta; Magnoliopsida; Lamiales; Pedaliaceae. The record is from RefSeq and is a predicted model, not a curated record.